AUGAUGAAGAAAACUCAGAAAAUAAGAGAAAAAUGUACGAAUUACUGCUGGGUUUAUUACAGGAUUAAUCUCUGGUAUGAAAAAAUAAAUAAAGAAAUUUCAGUUAAAGUAGAAAAUAAAUUUCAAUUUAUUCGAGAUAAUAAGUUUUAUGACCUUAAAAACGAGUCUACAUUUGAAGAAAUUAAGCAAAAUUUUCAAAAAUGCAUUUUGCCCUUACAGAGAGAGAUUGGCAUUAUUAAUGAAAUAAAUAGGCUCUGUCUAGUAAGCAGCUGAUUUAAAUCAAAAUAUGAGGAGUAUGUUGAUGGCUUAUUAUUUAUUCUAUAAAAAAUAAUGCAAAAAAUAAAAAUUUUAUAAUAUCAGAAUGUUAUGUUGAGGAUCGCAAUAAAAUUUAUAAGAAAACGAUUGAGCGAUUAGAGUUAUUACAAAAUGAUAGCAUACGGAUAGAUUGAUUAGAAAAUUGCAUGUCUAAACUGCAACCCUUACUAGAAUUGUUAGAAUUAGGUUCAAAUAAAUUUUCUAUUGAUUACUAUACUGAAAAAUUUAUCCUGUAUUUUUGGUCAUUGAUUUUAGUAAAAGAAAAAAAUUCAAUCUUUAGUAAUAUUAAACAAAAGUAUUUGCAAAGCUUUUAUACUGAAACUGAGCAAAACAGAUUUUUUUUAAGUGGCAAGAUUCCUGAAGUCAAUGUUUUUGAUAAUUUUUUAUUACAAGAGGGAACAUAUAGUUUACAUAAGGAUUUUUAUAGAAAAUAUAAUUCUCCUUCUCUAAUGGACAAAGUUUUGUUAUGCAGCAGUAGAAUUUUUCAAUAAUUUUUGAAUUUAAAGAGGUUGCAACAUUUUUUUAUAUUUGAAAUAUCUUAGCUUUGAUUUUUUAUUCAUCUGAGAGUAAGCGGUUUUUUAAUGAAAAGUAUUUGAAACUGGACAAAAUUAACUAUUUUGAAGAAAUUAUUGCAAAUUCGCAAUUGAUGUCAUUAUUGAAAAGCCCAAAUAAUAAACUCAUUAAUGACGAAUUUUUGUACUAUGAAAAUGCUAUUUAUUUUUAUAAAGAUGCUACUUUCGAUAAAAAUAAAGAUUCACUAGAUUUUCUAUGCAGAUACGAUUUGGUAAAAAAUACCUUGAAUAAAUAUUGAUUUAUGAGAAUUAAUAAAAUAGAAAAUAAAUUGGCUUUUUUCAAUAAAAGCAUUAUUGCUUUGGUAGAAAAUGAAAGAAAAAUAGUGACAUUCGAUUUAUUAAUAGACAGUUACUCUAUGAUUACAUAUUCAGAUAAUAAAUUCAAGGGGUGAAAGUUUUUAGUUUCUUAUAAAAUUAAUGAUGGCAUUCAUGGAAUAGUUGUUUUGAGGUGCACUCCUUAUGGAGAGGAUAGACUAGAAAGAUUUUUGGUAAAAUCGCUUUUAAACAAAUAG
Messenger RNA from Blepharisma stoltei, 1399 nucleotides. The record is from the annotation of a GenBank genome assembly. NCBI's taxonomy places the organism in Eukaryota, Ciliophora, Heterotrichea, Heterotrichida, Blepharismidae.